ACGUCAACAUCGUAUCGCAAAAUGCCGCGACCAUUCUUGCUGGCCACGCUUGCAACGUGGCUUUUUCUCUGUCUCGUGCAAACCAGCUCAGCUGAGAAGGUGUAUCCGAGCCUGUACACCGUUAACGAUAGGGUGUCCAUGGAGAAUGCAACAACUUUUGAAUCGAAAUUGAACUCUCCGACUACUCUGGCUAAUCCGGCUCUGGUGCAGUUCAUAAAUUCGUUUUGUGGAGACUGUCGGCGCUUUGCGACUACCUUUAAGAAGGUGGCAUUGCAGCUAUACGAAUGGAGGAGCGCUCUGCAAGUGCUAGUCGUUGACUGUGCCCAAGAAAUUAAUGUGAAGCUUUGCCGUCAAUACAAUAUAACAUCUGUGCCUACAUUAUAUUUUAUGGAUUUAAAAUAUGGGAACAAGAAGAUCAUACCAAUAAUGAAACGGGACGUUGAUGGAAUUCGCAAUGCAGUGGCAGAAUUACUUUCAAGUUACGUUUCGUUUACAAGGCCUUUGACGCUUUUGGAAGCUGAGCAGAGAAGAAAUUAUGAUUUCGAUUAUGCGGCUGUGAUUUACCAACCACCGGGUUCUUUUAUUGGACGUGAUACACUACUGGACCUCUUAUCCUGGCCGGUUGAUGUGCGCAUCGUCGACAAUAGCGCUGUCGCUAAGAAAUUUGACAUUGAUACUGAGAACACAAAAAUAUCCAUUAUCGAUAAAAAAUCUGGUAUUAAGUUGCCCUUAAAAGUAGCUAGAGACACUCGGGAAGCUUAUGUUAAUGCAAUAGCUAGCGUACUAAGAAUGCUGUCCUUUAAUCCGGAGCCGACCCCACCUACGAUUGUCCUGCCAUCCAAUGAGCUGGACGACGUCGAUCGUAGAAUUUUGGAAACCGUUACCAAUGGCAAAGCGACUGUGUAUCGUGCCGACCUGGAGCAGGCUAUUGACAUGAUCUUACACAUUGAGAUACCGAGAGCGGGCAGUAUUCGCGAGGAAAGCCUUCAAGCGCUGAGGAAUCUGUUAGAUGUCCUACGAAAACUAAACCCAUUAAACAAACCGGGAAAGCAAUUGUUAAACCGACUAUACGACUAUGUGAAGAAUGUGAAGCAUUCAUUGAGUGGAGAAGAUUUUCAGAACGAACUGCGCCUCCAGGAGCGAAAAUUACCAAAAAUUUUUAAGGCUCAACGGUUUGUGGGCUGCAUUGCCUCGCGCCCCAAUCUCCGUGGAUUCACCUGCUCGCUGUGGACGCUUUUCCACUAUUUGACUGUCCAGACUGCCGAUGAUAACACCAUCGAACCGGGCUUUAUUCUCGAAGCCAUACACGGUUUUGUGAAGAACUUUUUCGGCUGCACAGAUUGUGUGAAUCACUUUCUUGAAAUGGCACGUCGUCGCCAAAUUUGGUUGGUCAAGAAUAAAGAUGAGGAAGUGCUUUGGCUGUGGAGGGCUCAUAACGAGGUUAAUAAACGUUUAGCGGGUGAUUCUACGGAGGAUCCUAAAUUUUUGAAGCUGCAAUACCCCUCCGCAAAAGAUUGUCCAGGGUGUAGUAUAAACAUAAUCUCCGAUACACAGUGGAAUGAGCCGAAGGUAUUCAGCUUCCUAAAAGACGUUUACCAUAAGAAAAAUUUAAACAACUAUGCAUUGCCCACCAUAAUUGGUUACGAUUGAAUGCUAUUGCUAUAUUUAUAAUGCAAUUAUAGAAUUCCGCUGCAAGCAACUAAUAUAUAAUUUUAUAUUUUAAAAUAAACAACCUUUCAAAAUUGUAAA
Molecule: messenger RNA, 1749 nt
Organism: Scaptodrosophila lebanonensis
Lineage: Eukaryota; Metazoa; Arthropoda; Insecta; Diptera; Drosophilidae
Product: sulfhydryl oxidase 1-like
Exons: 1
Coding region: 22-1650 (542 amino acids)
Biological process (GO): protein folding
Cellular component (GO): Golgi membrane
Molecular function (GO): protein disulfide isomerase activity; flavin-dependent sulfhydryl oxidase activity
Source: RefSeq, a predicted model, not a curated record